AUUAGCCGCCAGUCCCGGAGUCCCCCUCGUCCUCCAGCUCUCUCGCCCCCUCUUCCUCUUCCUCUUCCACCCGCCGGAGCGCAGCCGCCGUCUCCAACCUCGGCGCCGUCGCGUCCUUCCUCCACCUCUGCUGGGACCCGGCGCGAUUCCUUUCGCUGGGCUAGGAGGAGGAAGCCCUCCCCGCUCGAGGAACUGGUAGGCGCGCGGCACGACGCGUCUGCCUUGCAGCGCCGCGCUCCCCGAGGACGCCGUCAUCCCCGUGGGUGCUCCAACGCCGCCGCCGCGAGGUUUCGUAGGUGCUCCAUCGACCACCUCCGGAGCUCCGGCGACCUACGUCCGCGCAGGGCAGGAAGCUGCUGCUUUCUGUUGAUUCUGGACUGUGGUAAUGGGGGAGGCUGACGAUGCUAGGGAUGCGGUGGUGGAAGAGAUGGAUAUCGACGGUGGGGAUAGGCACCGUGGCAAGGACAGGAGGGAUAGGCACAGAAGAGAGAAGGAUCACCAGGGCAGUGGGAGGAGGGACAAGGAUAGGGAGAAAGAUAAGGAUGAGAGGAGGAGGGACAAGGAUGAUACCAAACAUAGGGACAGAGAUAGGGAUAGGGACAGAGACAGGGACAGGGAUAGCAGCAAGAACAGGGACAGAGAUUCAGAGCGUGACCGUGGCCGGGACCGUGAUCGAGUCAAGGACCGGGAAAGGGAUACAGAGAGGGAGCGGAGGGAUAGGGACAAAGAGAGGAGCCGCAACAGGGAGAAGACCAAGGAGAAGGAGGAUAGAGAACAUGACAAGUCGAGGGGAAAGGACCGCGGAGAAGAGGCAGAUUUGUCUAAGCACGAAGAGGGAGACCAGAAGAAGGGAGUUGAUCCCUCAGGAGAGGCUGACCAGGCCUCCACGUCUGUCCUCAGGGAGCGCAUCGCUAGGGCAAAGGAAGAAAGGUUGAAGGAGAAAAAAGAAGGAGGAAUACUGGAUGAUAAAGAUGAUGCUUCAGAGAUAUUAUCAUGGGUAGGCAAGAGUCGUAAACUUGACGAAAAAAGACAAGCUGAAAAAGAGAAGGCGUUACGUCUUGCACGAGUAUUUGAGGAACAGGAUGAUAUGUUGGCAGAAAAUAGUGAUGAUGAUGAUGAUGAUGUGGAAGAUAAACAUGGCGGAGAUCACUUAUCUGGAGUGAAGGUUCUUCAUGGGCUUGACAAAGUCAUAGAAGGUGGAGCAGUUGUCAUGACUCUCAAAGAUCAGAGUAUCCUGGCUGACGGGGACAUCAAUGAAGAGGCUGAUAUGCUUGAGAACAUCGAGAUUGGUGAGCAGAAGCAAAGAAACGAAGCUUACAAGGCUGCGCAGAAGAAAGGAACAUACGAGGACAAGUUCAGUGAUGACCCAUUGUCAAAGAAACCUAUGCUAUCGCAUUAUGAUGAUCCAAUGGAAGAUGAGGGAGUGACACUUGAUGAAGGUGGACGCUUCACUGGUGAAGCAGAGAAGAAGUUGGAAGAGCUCCGCAAAAGGAUUGAAGGUGGUUCUGUUCAGAAAAAGACAGAAGACCUUACUUCUGCAGCAAAGAUGACAUCAGAUUACUUUACCGCUGAUGAGAUGCUUCAGUUCAAGAAACCAAAGAAAAAGAAAUCCCAUAGGAAGAAAGAAAAGCUAGAUCUUGAUGCACUUGAAGCAGAAGCUAUUGCUUCUGGAUUGGGAGCUGCUGAUCGUGGGUCAAGGAAUGAUGGUAAACGACAGGCUGCUAGGGAGAUGGAGCAAAAGGCUGAUGCUGAAAAGCGAAGCACUGCAUAUCAAGCAGCCAUUUCAAAGGCUGAAGAGGCGUCAAAAGCAUUGCGUCAUGAGAAAAUGCCUGGUAAACCAGCUGAAGAGGAAGAACUGGUUUUUGGUGAUGAUUACGAAGAUCUGCAGAAGUCUCUGGAGCAAGCAAGGAAGCUAUCUCUAAGGAAGCAGGAAGAGGCUGCUGGUUCUGGUCCUCAGUCUGUAGCAGAACUGGCUACUGCGAACAAGGGCCAAGGAGAUGCUGAUGCUGCAGAGGGAGAUGCACAACAGAAUAAAGUUGUUAUCACAGAGAUGGAAGAGUUUGUGUGGGGCCUGCAGUUAAAUGAAGAGACACGCAAGCCAGAAGCAGAAGAUGUGUUUAUGGAUGAAGAUGAUGAUGAUAUGCCUUCAGGUACCGUAGCAAAAGAUGACACGAACAGAUUGGGAGUGAUCAAAGAGGAAACUGUCAUUGAAGACCCUAAAAAGGAUGCAGAGGAAGAAGAAGUCAUACCGGAUGAGGUUGUGCAUGAAGCUGCAGUUGGCAAGGGUUUGGCUGGAGCUUUGAAGUUUCUUCAGGAGCGAGGUACCCUCAAUGAGGGCACAAACUGGGGAGGCAGAACCACAGACAAGAAGAAAAGCAAGCUUGUUGGUAUUGAGGAUGGACCAAAAGAAAUUCGCAUAGAAAGAAUGGAUGAAUUCGGUCGAGUGAUGACACCUAAGGAGGCAUUUCGGGAUCUGUCGCACAAAUUCCACGGCAAGGGACCAGGCAAAAUGAAGCUGGAAAAACGGCAGAAGAAGUACCAGGAUGAUUUGAAAACAAAACAAAUGAAAUCUUCUGACACGCCUUUGAUGUCCGCGGAAAAGAUGAGAGAGGCUCAAGCUCGUGGCCAAACACCAUACCUUGUCUUAAGUGGCAAUGCAAAAUCAGGUCCGGCAGGUGACGCUAGUGGUUUUGCUAGCGUGGAGAGAUCACAUCCUGGGAGUUUGACGCCCAUGCUUGGGGACAAAAAGGUGGAGCUCUUUUUGGGCAUCAAACGAAGUGCCCAGUCUGGAGGCAUGCCUCCGCUGCCUCCAAAGAAGCCAAAACACUGAGGUUGCGCCGGACCUGACUGUGAGUAGGAUUGAAGGGAAGAGCGAGUUUUAGCAGAUUUUGAGUAGCCGACAUGGAUGCCAGUGCCAAACGGGCGUUGUAAUGCAAGAACCUGAGAUACCUAGUACAAGCAGGGUCAAUCAUGAGAUGCGCUGAAAUGUAACAAUCUGUAAAUUUGGGUCCUAGAUUUUACGGCUAUAAUAUUAACACAGGUGGUGUAAGUUCUGUAACUCUUCCCAUACAGUACUUGUACAUGCACGCUCCUCGGUUUGCAAAUAUACAUCUGUUUGCUAUUUUGUGUGACA
This is a messenger RNA of Lolium perenne, 3133 nucleotides long. Its product is annotated as SART-1 family protein DOT2. The record is from RefSeq and is a predicted model, not a curated record. Lineage: Eukaryota; Viridiplantae; Streptophyta; Magnoliopsida; Poales; Poaceae. Gene Ontology annotation, cellular component: U4/U6 x U5 tri-snRNP complex. Gene Ontology annotation, biological process: maturation of 5S rRNA; mRNA cis splicing, via spliceosome.